This is a messenger RNA of Budorcas taxicolor (takin), 2327 nucleotides long. RefSeq names its product DnaJ heat shock protein family (Hsp40) member C15 (gene DNAJC15). Gene Ontology annotation, cellular component: PAM complex, Tim23 associated import motor. Gene Ontology annotation, biological process: protein import into mitochondrial matrix. The record is from RefSeq and is a predicted model, not a curated record. Lineage: Eukaryota; Metazoa; Chordata; Mammalia; Artiodactyla; Bovidae. Gene Ontology annotation, molecular function: ATPase activator activity. The coding region runs from base 20 to 469 and encodes 149 amino acids. The transcript is spliced from 6 exons.
GAUCCCGAACCGCGCCGCCAUGGCUGCCCGGGUCGGCGUCGCGCCCGCCGGCGAUGGCCUGCGCUACGCCGGGUCCUCGCAGCCCCCCGCGCAGCCGUCGGACGCCGACCUCGACCGCGGGCUGGCAAGAAGUUUGAUAGCUGUGGGGCUGGGUAUUGCAGCUCUUGGCUUUGCAGGUCGCUACGCAUUUCAGAUCUGGAAACCUCUAGGACAAGUAAUCACAGAAACUGCGAAGAAGAUUUCAACUCCUAGCUUUUCAUCCUACUAUAAAGGAGGAUUUGAACAGAAAAUGAGUAGGCGAGAAGCAAGUCUCAUUUUGGGUAUAAGCCCAUCUGCCAGUAAGGCCAAGAUUAGAGCAGCUCACAGGAGAAUCAUGAUUUUGAAUCACCCAGAUAAAGGUGGAUCUCCUUACUUAGCAACCAAAAUUAAUGAAGCAAAAGACUUGCUAGAAGCAGCCACCAAACACUGAUGGAUGCUCAGGGACCACCCUGAAGGAGAAAAAGGGGGACCUUGUAACAGUUGCCCUGCAAAUUAAUCUAAACCAUGGCCUUCAUAAUCUUCAUAUGUGUACCGACCACAGUCACUUCUUCCAUGUCUAAGCUGUGUAAUAAUAAAAGAUGAACAGUCUGGCUUUGUAUUAUCUUUCAAAGGAGCACAUGAAGAUUCUAGCACUGAUCUUUCCCCUUUAUUUUCUUCCUCUCUCUGAUAGUCAUACGUUUGAAGGCUUCUGUUACUAAGUUCCCCUCACCCCAGCCCCUGCAGCCGUAUAAUUAUCAGUAAUAUAAUUGGAAUUUGUGAGCAAGAGUGUAGAAUUUCUUGCUCUUAUAUUUAUGCUCGUAUUGUCCCUUGUUUCUUCAAAGGAAUUUAGCACUCUGCCUAUGUGAGGUGCUUUAAAUGUUGUGAGACGAAACCCUGACUGCCACCCCAGGAAAGUGAACUGAAGCUUGAUGGAAUUUACUAAAGGGUGUUUUGUAAAGCAGUGGUUAGGUAAGAACGCUGCUCUCCCAGAGCUCCCACAGCUGUAGCUUGAGAACUUGGAGAGCUGCUAAAAUGAUUAAAGGUUUACAGAAUGAGCCCUGUGAGGAAAGCCUGGAAGUUGCUGGGAGAAGUCUGAGGGAUUCAUGCUUAAUUAUACAGUCUUCUGGUGCUGUGUAUUUAUUCAAUUAUGCAUUCUACAAAUAUUUAUUUACCACCUGUAGCAUGUGAGGCCUGUAGGGGUCCUCAAGAGUUCCAGGUGUGAACCAGGCAUGGAUCCUGACCCAAAGGAACUUGAAUUUAGAGGAAAGAUAAACCACAGGAGUACUAUUAGAGAGGCGCAGAUGAUAUGCCAAAAAAGUUCAAAAUAAAAGACUGUUUUACACUGGGCGUCAGGGGGCUGUGUCAUAGAAUCAGUAGCGUAGAGCUGGGCUUUAAAAACAAUGAGAUAUAUGAUGGGUGAGGCAGCUCUUCUCCUGAGAUGAGUCAGAAUUAGCAGAAAUAGAGUCUGUUAGUUCGAUUGGAGCGCAGGGUUUCUCCAACGCAACAGAUGAACACACAGUCUGGAAGGGCUGCCCUUGUACAGUGCAUUCAAAGUUUUUUUUUUCCUCAACACAGCCCCUGGUCAUCAUCACUUUACUGUUCCAAAAGGGAGAAAAGAGAGUCAGAAUACCAGCAUUAUUUUCCUGUACUCCUUUGCAACGCUGGGUUCAUCCCAGGUAAACAGAACUACUGCGUUUCAUCUAUCUUAAAAUGCUUUUGUAAUAGCCUAGACGCAUCUUUCACUUCAUGACAUCCUGUAGUUGGGAGUUCUCAGCAUUGGUGAUAUUGACUCAUUGAGCUGCUCAUUCCUCCUUGUGGGGUGCUCUCCUUUGUAUGGUAGGAUGAUUAGCAACAUCCCUGCCUGUAUCUACGAAAGGCCAGGAGCGCCCCCUCCAUUGCGACAACUGAAAAUGUGUCUAGAUAUUGCCAGAUGUUCCUUGGAGGGCAAAACUGCCCCAGGUAGAGAGCCACUGCUCUAAAUGUGAACCGUGUUUUCCUUUGGUACAUAAAAUAAUGGAUGACCUGACUUAAAAUUGAUUCUUAGAGUCAGUAAAAUACGGUUCUUGCUUUAAAAUCCCCGUGUGUGUCACAGGCUUUUUGUGCUUUAGUAUGUUUUCCGGUCCACUGCUACCUCUGUACCUUGAAUGCCCUGCUGAUACCCAGAUCUCCACGUGUUCAAAGCCUGGGGAUAGUUGAAGGCCAAGCUGAAAUGUCUGUCCCUCCUUUUCUGGUGCUUCCAGCAAAAGUAAUCCCAUGAAUUGUCAGCUCUCAGCGAACACGCACUGUAUCUGUCUUGGUCACUGCUACAU